Messenger RNA from Penicilliopsis zonata CBS 506.65, 351 nucleotides. RefSeq lists its product as hypothetical. The record is from RefSeq and is a predicted model, not a curated record. Lineage: Eukaryota; Fungi; Ascomycota; Eurotiomycetes; Eurotiales; Aspergillaceae. Bases 1 to 351 code for a protein of 116 amino acids. The transcript has a single exon.
AUGUGCAAGCAGAACUAUAAGUUGAACGAGGGACGUACCUCGAGUGAGAACGCCAUCGCUCUCUGUGCCACCUGCCACGACUGGCUCGACUAUGACCUCAAUUACUUCCUGGAGUUCAAGAGGGAAGACCGCGUACGAAGACGUCUGGCAUCAUGGAAUGGGGAGAUCAAUUUGCGGCAGACUCUAUCAGCCUGUUUUCCUUCGGAAGCAUAUCGCCUCACUCUCCUCCCUCGACAUCACGCAGGCCGUUCGUUACCUGCGCGAAUGGCGGAGAUGCAGCGCUUCGGGCCCCUGUUGCAGGAUAGGGAAGGGUAUUCCUGUCAGAGAAUUUGUUUUGCUUCAGAGCUCUAG